Molecule: messenger RNA, 1509 nt
Organism: Hibiscus syriacus
Lineage: Eukaryota; Viridiplantae; Streptophyta; Magnoliopsida; Malvales; Malvaceae
Product: transcription factor MYB97-like
Exons: 4
Coding region: 1-1509 (502 amino acids)
Source: RefSeq, a predicted model, not a curated record
AUGAUGAUAGGAGAAACCAACAGCAACAAUCACGUUGGUACACAAAACGAAGGCGGCGGCUUGAGGUUGAAAAAGGGACCGUGGACGGCGGCCGAGGAUGCAAUUCUGGCAGAGCACGUGAGGACUCAUGGCGAAGGGAAUUGGAAUGCGGUGCGAAAGAAUGCAGGUUUAGCUCGAUGUGGGAAAAGUUGUAGGUUACGAUGGGCUAACCAUUUGAGGCCCAACUUGAAGAAAGGAGCUUUUUCGCCCGAAGAAGAAAGGAUCAUCGUUGAAAUGCAUGCUAUCAUGGGAAAUAAAUGGGCUCGUAUGGCUACUCGGCUUCCAGGGAGAUCAGACAAUGAAAUCAAGAACUUUUGGAACACAAGAGUGAAAAGAAGGCAACGCCAAGGUCUUCCACUUUACCCUCCUGAAAUCCAAGCUUUAUAUUCUUCCCAACACCGUUCACGGUCGCCGGUUACACCAUCAACCAUCGCAUCAACGACCCCUCCUUUCUCGUUACAAAAUCCGAUGAUGAAGCCUCUUCAGAGCUCAAUGCUACAAUCAUCGGCUUCUCACCCUAACCUUAUGGCCGCCAGGUCAUCGCAACAUCAUUUGUACGAUCCAAAUUCAUCCGCAACUCCGCCGCCGUCUCUUCAAAGCCCUUCGAGGCCUCCGCUGCUUCUCAGCCCUUCCCAUUUCUCUCCACUUCAUGCUCCAUCUUCUCUCGACUUCCACUUCCCUAGAACUCCACCUUCCUUGCAACAUCCCCUUCGUCACAAGCGAUUCAAACCCGACGUAAGCCAUGAAAACAACAACAAUGGCGGUUCAAAUUUUAUGUUACCCUUUUCAUUUUUGAUGAAAACCGAUCCUUUCAAUCACAAUUCAUUGAACCCUCAACAGUACUCGAACACAUUUACGUUGGACCAAACAAUACUCGAUCUCGCUUCGUCAUGGACGAUCCUUGAACCCUAUUUCGAUCCAGGACAGUUUAUGUCGACUCCCGGAUUCGAUUUUUCAUUGAAAAACGAGCUCCCUUCAAACCAAUUUUUCUCCCAAGAUGAUAAUAAACUAAAAGUUACACUUGAUCCUAAAGGGAAUAAUGACAAUUAUAGCAGUAAUGAUGGCGAACACCAUAGCUCGAGCUUGAAUAUCAGUGAGAAUGACUUCUUGGAAGACAUGUUGAAGGAGGCUCAGGCGCCGUUGCCGGACAACAACGAAAUUAUUGGCAGUCAGAGUUGUUUAGCUUCAGGGUUCUUGAAGGCAAAGGAACAGAUUAUGAACAUACCGAAACAUGAAGAUUACUCCAACAUGAAUCCAUCGUCCAUGGCGAUGGCAGUUCCCGACUGGUACAUCGACAAAUAUGAAGGCUCCAAUUGGCAAUCGCGGGUCGAAACAGAUGGUAAUUUAGGGUUUGAACUCGAACUUUAUGAUCAAAAGUCUUCAUUAUUGCCCGUCGACACUGCACCGGACGAUCAUGGUCGAUCUCAGAGUUCCUAUUAUUGGAAUCAUGACUUUCCUGGAAUUUGUUGA